AUGAUCCAAUACAGUAAAAAUACAGCUGAUGCUGGUGGGAAGGUGGAGGUUCAUUUCAGUUGUUUUGUUUCCUUUCCAGGGGCUUGGGACUUGUUGGGAGCCUACUGGGACAUGAGAGAAGCCAAUUACCAACAUUCAGCCAGAUACUUCCAUGCCCGCGGGAACUAUGAUGCUGCACAAAGGGGCCCUGGGGGCGUCUGGGCUGCUAAAGUGAUCAGCAAUGUCAGGGAAUAUCUUCAAGGACUCUUAAACCAGGAUUACUUUGGAAGCAGCAGCUAUGAAUGGGAGGACUUGAUGUCCAACCGGAAAGCUGAGGAAUGGGGCCGCAGUGGCAACGACCCCGAGCACUUCAGACCUGCUGGGCUGCCUGAGAAAUACUGAGCUCCCUGCUCCCUCUGCUGUCACGGGACGAGGCUGUGAGCCACACACCUCUCCCCCCAAACAGGGCAGAGUUCGCUGAGCUUUGUGUCCCCAGGGCACCUAGAGGUGCCCAAUGCAUGUUUGUCAAACUGAAUUUCUUGAUGAAAACUGGAAUCUUUGAGACGGAUUCUCUGGAAUAAUGGCCAUCUGGUGUCACAUGGAAGAUACACAGCACUGUGGAGGAUGAGCCCGUGACUGUGGGGGCCCAGGGACCCCCACCUGACCUGUAACCAUGCUGUGUCCUCACAUGACACCACUGAACACCCUUAGUCCUUAGUGGCCCCAGUUUCUCCUCCUGAGUAAGCUGAGCUGGCAGAGCAUUGGCGAUCAUGCCAGGCUCCUCAAUGGCUGGAGGUGUGGCUGUGGCACAAGUCCUGGGCAGCCCCACCCGCCACUUCUUCUUCCGUCAUGACCAGGCCUUCUCAGUUAUUUUGUUGCUGUGCCCACGCCUCUGUGUCCAGACUCUUUACUGCCCAAUCAGUUGCA
Molecule: messenger RNA, 906 nt
Organism: Diceros bicornis minor
Lineage: Eukaryota; Metazoa; Chordata; Mammalia; Perissodactyla; Rhinocerotidae
Product: serum amyloid A-4 protein-like
Exons: 3
Coding region: 1-381 (126 amino acids)
Cellular component (GO): extracellular region
Source: RefSeq, a predicted model, not a curated record